UGACGUAUGAUUUUUGUAUAAGACAAUACGUUUUGUCGAUUUGCGCAUUCAUUGGCAAAUAUUAAUUACAGUAGGACUCGAACUUAAAUGGUUAUUGAAUAAAAACAAAUUAAAGUAAAAUCGUUAUUGUAUUAAACGAUUACGAAGCUAAUAAUAUACUCGAACGGAAGAAUUGUUCGCCACAUUUUGUUGACUCCACAAUUGGCCAUAAUAUUAUUUAGGAUUUUGUAAAAGAAACAUGGAUUUCGUGAAAAAGGGAGAUAACAUUUUAGUUAUUUGGAAUAACAGUGAACAAAAUGACAUUGCCAACUUUGUAAAUGAAAUUAAAAGCAUAGCUACGGAAGGAAAUGUUUUUCUGGAAAACUCCACAAUGAUCAGUGACACAUCAAGACCUAAAUCUUCAUUUGAUGCAGUUCUAUGCAACCUUAUUCCACCACAUGCCAUUGAACCCAGUGAUAGUUUACUCUCCAUUAUUAUAAAAAUUUUGAAACCAAGUGGUAGAUUAAUUGUUAAAUACAACAAAGAUCUGUCCAGUACAUUAAAACUCAAUGGUUUUGUUAAUGUAACAAAUAGCGAUGACAAUACAUAUGUUGCAGAAAAACCCAAAUUUGAGGUGGGUUCAAAAGUGUCAUUAAAACUGGGACAAAAGCCUGCAGUAUGGAAGUUAGAUGACACUGUGGAGGAGGCAUGGAAGGGAGGCAAUGAUGAUGAUAUCAUUGAUGAUGAUCAGCUAUUAGAUGAGGAUGAUUUGAAGAAGCCGGACAAACAAUCUCUUAGAGUAUGUGCUACGACUGGCAAGCGCAAGGCGUGUGCGGAUUGUAGCUGCGGCCUUGCGGAGGAACUGAGGGGAGAAACUAAAGAUACACCUAAAUCAUCCUGCGGAAGUUGUUACCUGGGAGAUGCAUUCCGUUGUGCGAGCUGCCCCUACCUCGGCAUGCCAGCAUUCAAGCCCGGAGAGAAAGUUUUACUGGAUCUGAAGUCUGAUAUAUGAAUAUUAAAUGUUUAAUUCUACUUUGAAUCUGCUGUAAACCAAGAUAAUAAUGGUUUGCAACUUUUAUUAUAAAAGUAUUCGAGUUGUGAUUGAGUUUUAAUAAAUCUUUGAUUAUUUUUUA
Messenger RNA from Papilio polytes (common Mormon), 1112 nucleotides. RefSeq names its product anamorsin homolog (gene CIAPIN1). Gene Ontology annotation, biological process: iron-sulfur cluster assembly. Gene Ontology annotation, cellular component: cytoplasm. Gene Ontology annotation, molecular function: iron-sulfur cluster binding. The transcript is spliced from 5 exons. Lineage: Eukaryota; Metazoa; Arthropoda; Insecta; Lepidoptera; Papilionidae. The coding region runs from base 239 to 991 and encodes 250 amino acids. The record is from RefSeq and is a predicted model, not a curated record.